This is a messenger RNA of Mytilinidion resinicola, 478 nucleotides long. RefSeq lists its product as uncharacterized. The coding region runs from base 82 to 405 and encodes 107 amino acids. The record is from RefSeq and is a predicted model, not a curated record. Lineage: Eukaryota; Fungi; Ascomycota; Dothideomycetes; Mytilinidiales; Mytilinidiaceae. The transcript has a single exon.
GAUAAGUUUCCCAAUCUGGUAUUCUCCAACUCAAAAUUCUCAGCAAAAAGCAAUCACCAAAACUCUUCCCUGUUCUCAACCAUGACCGGACAGCAACACACACUCGGCCCCGGCCGCUUCAGGUCCAGCAAGUCCUCCCACCAGGCGGCUGUACAGCCAAUUCUGGAACAGCGAGGCCGCGAGCGUGAAGCUCGCAAAGUUGACUCACGACCACGUGAGACCCAGUCCACUGCAGGAAAGGCCCAGUUCGACGAUUUCUUGGCGCCAGGGCAACUACUUCGCGCUGAUCAAGACAAGAAACCCAAACGUAUAGGUGCUAACUGGGACAUUCUUCGUGGGGCGCAAAAGGCUGUCAAGGCGAUGAAAGGUUCUAGCGGCAAUAGAAAGUCACCCUCAAAGAAAUAGGGAUGACACAGUCCCCAUUUCUCCACACUCUCAAGGCUCUAAGGUUAUGAAAAUCUAGAGCCUCCAUAGAUAC